ACCUCCUCCUCCUCCUCCUCCUCCUCACUUCAUUGCGCAGUUUGGAUCAUGUUUAUCAAGAGCUCCACUUUUCCCACACGCGCCGAUUUGCGGGAUUUUACGUGUUUCGUGGGAAAUCGGUAUAACAUUGUACAAGGAAGAGUUCAAGUGAGCGUGUUCUCUGUGUGAGGCUUUCUCCAAAGGACAUGAGGGUUAGAUCCCUCCAGGAGCUGGACAUCUAUGGUUCCUCUCUCCUCUCAUCCCACGGCAGAGGGACUCGUUCCUGUUCCUGAUCCCCAGACCUCCCCCUCCCCGAGUCUUUCCCUAAUUCAUGACCCAGCAGGAUGCAUCAUCAUCUGUGCGAGCUCUCUCUGAGCGUCUCCUCAUAGCCUCGCACAAGGGCCAAGCGGAGCAUGUGGUUCAGCUCAUCAACAAAGGGGCCAAGGUAGCCGUUACCAAGAAUGGCAGAACACCUCUGCAUUUGGCUGCCUAUAAAGGCCACAUUGCUGUUGUGAGGAUUCUGCUCGCUGCUGGAUGUGACCUGGAUAUUCAAGAUGAUGGUGACCAGACAGCCGUGCACAGAGCCGCUGUGGUGGGGAACACGGACGUCAUCUCCGCGCUCGUUCAGGAAGGAUGUGCACUUGAUAGACAAGACAAGGAUGGGAACACUGCUCUACACGAGGCUGCGUGGCACGGCUUCAGUCAGUCUGUCAAACUGCUGGUGAAGGCUGGAGCCAACGUUCACGCUAAGAACAAGGCAGGGAACACGGCUCUUCACCUGGCGUGUCAGAACGGUCACGCUCAGAGCGCGAAGGUCCUGCUGCUGGGCGGCUCUCGGCCCGACAGCAAGAACAGCGUAGGGGACACGUGUCUGCAUGUGUCUGCCCGGUAUAACCAUGUGACCGUGAUCCGAGCGCUCCUGGGUGCCGUCUGCUCGGUUACUGAACGAAACCACGCAGGGGACUCCGCUUUACACAUCGCAGCUGCGCUGAACCACAGGAAGACUGUGCGCAUGUUACUGGAGGCCGGGGCCGACAGCCGCGUCAAGAACAAUACAGGAGAGACGGCCCUCGAUCAGGCUCGUGAAAAUAAUAAUCCUGAAGUGGCUCUGCUGCUCACCAAAGCCCCGCAGAGCUUCACUCGAGGACGCACUGUGAGGAAGAGGAGGGACAAGAUGAAGACCGAGGGUCGAGCACAGUCGGUCCCUCGCGAGGAGAUGCUGCCGAGAAAGGACAGUGUCUCUCCAGCCAACGACACUCACGGCAGCGACAGUUCUCUCCGGCACAACGACACCGGGUUCCUCACAGAGGCACGUGCGAACAAAACCAGCGACAAGAAGGUCAAAGACAGGCUGUCCCCAUCAGAUGCCCUCAUCCGAAGACAAAAUAAACACAGCGAUCAUAAGAAGAAGAGUAAAACCGAGAGAUCAAGUCCCUCAGCUCCUCUUCCUCCUCCUCCUCAUAACUACAAGGCUUACCAGCUCUAUACUCUCUACAGAGGCAAAGAUGGCAAGAUCAUGCAGGCCCCAGUGAAUGGCUGCAGGUGUGAGCCGCUCAUUAAUAAACUGGAGAACCAGCUCACGGCCACUAAAGAGGAAAUGCAGUCCGAGAUUCACACUGUACAAGAGCUCAUGAACAGCAAGAUGGGCCAACUGGACCGCAGGAACAAACACCAGAUCCGAGCUCUGGAUAAGAUCACUUUAGAGAGAGUGUCCGCUGAGAGGACUGAAUGUUUACAUCGCAUCGACAAGAGAGCCGUACAGGAACGCUUGGAAGGAGAAAAAAGACAGCAGGCUUCAGUGGUCAACGAUAUCAAGAACUGGUGCCUUUCUAAGAUCCAGAGUUUGGAGACGCGUCUCUCUGGCGAUCGCUGCGACUCCAAGUUGCGGCGCUCCUCAUCCCUCACUGACACGCUUUCGGAUUGGGAUCCCCAUUCCCACACAGCUGUCCCAGACACAUCUGGGGGCGGAGCAUGUUACUCUCCGUCAGCAAACCAGCCCGAGCCGAGAGAUGGAGCGGCGAACACGUGUCCUGAGGACGGACCUGCCAGUUACUAUGUGAUCGAGGUGGACGUCUCUCCGGAUAAGCAGUUGUCACAAAAUCAAUCUGCGCCCCAGUCUCCUUGUAUAGUCCGGCCUAAACAGCGAUCUCGGGCCUGUAGUGACCCUCAUCGAAUGCAAGAUGAGCCUCGGGACUCGAGUCUGGAGCCGGGACGCGUCCCAGAUCAGGACUGUGAGCAGAAAUGUGCGCUCGAGCACAAGAACCUCAAAAGACGCACCCAACAUAAAGCAAAGACCAAACCAAACACACAAGCCUUGGCGAGUUCAGGAGAGCAGCGCGCCACCGAGGCUUCCUUCGCCCAGGAGCGGGAGAACAUGCACGCGCUGGAGGUCACACAGUACUUCUUUGAGGCGGUGACCCUGCAGAUGGAGCGCUGGUAUGAGCGGAAGAUCGAGGAAGCAAGAUGGCGAGCCAACCAGAGGGCCGAAGUCGACAGAGCCGCCCUGCUGGACAGAAUAAGCUACCUUGAGGAUGAACUAAGACUGCUGAGAACUAGCAAACAGGAGGAGAGCUAGUGUAGAAGAAGCCACUGGUGUAGCAGACACUGUAACUCACGAGGUUCCCGAUGGAUUAGUGAGUUUCGAUAGAGCAGCUAACACAUGUAGAUAACACUGAAGUAACAAAGCAUCUGAACAGAGUUUGAGCCGAAACAUACUCUACGCAAGUGCUUGAAUGCAAACGUGUGCUGAAAUUUGCCAGAACACAAUUCAUAAAGAAGGGCAAGUAGCAAUGCAUUCUCAGUGCUGCCACAAGGAGUGCCAUAGAGCGCAACAGUUGGAUUAUGGAAGUAAAAAUCCAAUUUUUUAACAAUAUCUUAUUAACCUUUAAAGAAGGACCUACUGCGAGAUACAAGGUUGUUAAUUGUUAUUAUAAUGUGAACGGAUGGCUUCAACAAAAGCAUAUUUCAACUUAUUUUUAAAAUACUUGUUUAACAGGUGAAGACAUUUCUCAUUAUGCUGUCCUAAAAAUUCCACCAAUAAGAGUUUACAGUGCACUACUACCAUGAUGCACUGCAAAUGACUGUAAUCCAGUCAGUCUCAUGAUGCUGUCAAUAUACUUAAGUCCCAAUGAAAUCAAAAUUUAUAUAUAGAUUUUUACAGAAUGUUGCAGUUUAUUAUAAAUAGUUGAUCCCUGCAUAUCAUUAUUAUUUAAAUACUAAUGCCCUCGUCAUCUUUAAUCAAAAAUAUUAACCUCCUCGAGACGGCGUAUGGGUCUCGUAAAUAUCCUUCACGAUUGACUGCAAACUGGCUCUCAGAUAUGCCUCCGUAUUUAGUAAGCAAUGCCCAAUUUCCUAAAAUCCACGCAAUUCCCCAAGGGCGAAAGUCUCGCCCUACUUUUUUCUCAUUCCCAUUUUCACUCGGAUAUCAGUCACAAUAGGGACGAAAUACUAUCGUUGGUUUCAUAUUGACUUUUAGUAUUUGUGUGUCUAUAUAUAUAUGCAUAUUUUGCAAUAAACUUUAUAUAUAGAUAUUCAUCAACAACUUUAAACGAGUAGUUAUGUCCCCAUUGUUUGUAAUUUGAUUUGACAUUCGCAAUGCUUCAUGGGAUUGUAGUUCCUUUAUUCAUUAAAGCUAUACAGUCUUAUCGUUUUGUCCAAUUUUCUAAUAACUUUUUGCUUCAAAUCAAAGUUUGUACUGUUGUGAUUCACCUUGUAGCUAAUUGGCUUUGGUUCAUGGCUUUAGCAAAGACUUUUUUUUUUAAUAAUGGAAAAAAUACUUCCAGAACCAACACCACUGAUAAAGUAUAGAAAGCCUUAUAGCAUAAAACUCUCUUCUCGGGUUUGUUGAAUGAAAAGCAAGAGCAAAGUUGCCAUGCUUUCAAAGCCCUGUUCAAGACUUUGCGCCUGCAUUUGUGCACUUGCAUAGAUUAUGUGUCUGGCUUUACAGUCAUAAUAUUUUACCUCUUUCAUAAAGCUCUUUGGUUUCUAAGCCACACAGACACUUCUGUUUCAAUGUGAAUUGAAAUUCAAAGGAUAAAAACUUUAAAUAUACGGUAUAAUGUUUCCUUGAUUAUAUAACAGAAAAGAAUUAAGAAUUGUGCAUGAGCGCAAUAACGAAUAAUACUCAAAUUUGGUGAAUAGGAAGAUUACUAAAUUAAAUUAUGCCGCUAUUUUUUUUUUGUUGCCAGAUCAUAUAAAAUCAGUGAACAAUGGAACAAUGAUGAAAUAAGAGUAACAAAAUCACCGUGAUAAAAACAAGUAUUAGUUUGUGUAAUGUCUUUGUACAUCGACUUUCUUGCACAAAAUGAAAGGUCUUAACCUGUGAUGUUUCAUUUCCAUGUAGUCUGUAGUGAAAGUCUUAAAAACACAUGAUGAAUUAAGUGUUUGCAACCUUAUUUUAAGUGUUCGUUCCUUUGCCAAUAUUGGUAGAUAAAUAAUAUAAUUUUUAAAAAGUUUUUUUUAAUCAUUCAAAAUUCAGCACACAUGGGUAGGGGAGAAACUCUGUCCCUUUCUAUGGUAACAUGUUUUGUGUUGGCGACGGCUACAAAAUUCAAAACCCUGACACUGUACACCAAUCAAUCACUUGAGUGCCAUUUCAUGUGGACUUUACAGAUUCACAAACGUUGACUGACUCCAUCAUCACCACCAUUGAUCAAGACACGUCCCCUCUAUGAAGACUGAACCUAACCUGUAGAUCGUUGUUGUUAGCACUGUUAAAAAGCAUCAGAAACUGCCAGUGGCCAAUGCGGUUGAUUGUGAACCAUGUACUCUAAAAACUAAUAUGUAAUGUACACACUUUUUGAUAUAUGUUAUAACUAUAAUUGUUUACAGCUGCUUCAAAGGGAAAGACGUUUGUCAUACAGCUGUAUGAUCAAAAAUGAAUGUUUAAUAAACUACAUCCAUGUAAAUUUGUAGACAAAAAACAUCUGGAAUCAGAUUGAUGGGCCAUAAAGGCCAAUUUUUGUCUAAAUUAUACAGUACAUGCACUUCU
Messenger RNA from Pimephales promelas (fathead minnow), 4969 nucleotides. Lineage: Eukaryota; Metazoa; Chordata; Actinopteri; Cypriniformes; Leuciscidae. The record is from RefSeq and is a predicted model, not a curated record.